AUGAGCAGCGUCGUCCCCGUUUCCUUUGGCAACGCCUCUCUUCCGUUCAGUCCUGCGGAGACGGUAGGGUCACAAACGUCCUCGAAGACAGGCAGUCUCACCGAUGAAAAGUUGGGAAACCCGUGGGAUGGUUACGAGGACGAGGAAAUGCCUGAAAAGGUCCAACCGCGACUGGUACGAAACAUGCGGCUCCAGGCUUUUUCGAUCUACCGUCGUCUUUUCUCAGCGGUGUUCAUUACGAACAUGGGCAUCUUCAUCUCGUACGCCAUCAAAGGGUAUCAUUCCCAGAAAAUUGCGUUGGUCACGGUUGCGAGUAUCUUUAUUGCUAUUCUCAUGAGGCAGGAACUUGUGAUCAACACCCUGUUCCUGACCUUUUGUUCGGUCCCGAAGUCCUGGCCAUUCUCCAUCCGCAAAACGGCUGCGAGGGUGUAUCACCUGGGAGGCAUACAUUCUGGCGCUGCAUCCCCGGCGGUAGUUUGGCUCAUUCUCCUCGCUGUGCAAGCUACUCGAGAGCGCGUUAACAACAAAGGGACGUCGACGGCAACCGUAGCGUUCACCUACAUCAUCCUGUUCUUCUUGGUUGGCAUUGUUCUUUUUGCAUACCCGACACUCCGAAUCAAGCACCAUGAUGCAUUUGAACGUGUACAUCGUUUCUUGGGCUGGACGGCGACUGCAUUCGUUUGGGCACAGGUCGUCUUGUUAACGAACGAUUAUAAGGGCGACAAGUCCUUAGGUUCUGCCCUCGUGCACUCGGCUGCCUUUUGGUUAAUGAUCAUCCUGAGCUCGUCCCUGGUCCUUCCCUGGACACAUCUCCGGGAUGUCCCGGUUAACAGCGUCGUGCUUUCGAACCACGCCGUCCAGCUCUUUGGCCACACCCCGUUCCUGGGUCUUUCCAACGGAAAGCCGGGUUUCUCUAUCAUUAUUUCCCAGGCUGGUGAUUGGACGACAGAGAUGAUCACCAAUCUACCCAAGGAGAUAUAUGUGCGUGGUAUACCGACCUGUGGUGCUCUUCGCAUCAUUCCUCUUUUCCGACGGGUUCUAUUCGUUGCGACUGGAAGCGGUAUCGCGCCCUUCAUGCCGCACAUUAUGAGUGGAAAAGUUGACCAUAAACUCUUUUGGAUGGCUCCCAAUACUCGCGCGACAUUUGGCGAUCCGCUGGUUAACUCACUUUUGGAGAACAGUCCCGAGGCUGUUGUUUACGACACUCGCAAACACGGUAAACCUGAUAUCAUCAAGAUCACGAAUCGCUUCAUAGACGAGUUCCAGCCCGAGUGUGUCUGUGUGAUUUCGAAUCAGAAGUUGACGGAGAAAGUCAUAUAUGGUCUUCGAAGCAGGGGUAUUCUUGCCUUCGGUGCCAUCUUUGACUCUUGA
Molecule: messenger RNA, 1371 nt
Organism: Guyanagaster necrorhizus
Lineage: Eukaryota; Fungi; Basidiomycota; Agaricomycetes; Agaricales; Physalacriaceae
Exons: 7
Coding region: 1-1371 (456 amino acids)
Source: RefSeq, a predicted model, not a curated record